Molecule: messenger RNA, 1587 nt
Organism: Symbiodinium necroappetens
Lineage: Eukaryota; Dinophyceae; Suessiales; Symbiodiniaceae
Source: the annotation of a GenBank genome assembly
AUGGGAACCUCGACUUCCAGAGCCAACUGGGCAAGACCACGGCGAGCCGAGCCCUGGCGAUUCGUUCGCUUCGGCAGGGAGAGUGGCAAAGUUGCUGGGGUUGACGAGUUCGAGGUUGCAUCUGCACUCUUUGCGGGCGAGAGGGAUGCCCUGAGCCAGCUGACAGAAGGUCGACACCUCUUCAACCUUUGUUUACAGUUCGGCCUGGAUAGCACGGCGCUCGCGCUGCUGGAGCACGGGGUCGAGGGAUGCCGCCUUGAAUGGGAUGACCUGAAGGGCCUUUCAAGCGAAACCUGGUCGUGGGGAUCCUGGAAGGGCUGCAGGUGUCCAUAUGGCAGCUGGCAAAGCUGCAGCGCCUGUUCUUGGGGCUUCCCUCUGGACAAUGACGUGUGGAUGCCAGACUGGGACGCAGACCUCUGUGAGGCCUCCCUCACAGCUUCAACUCUGGCUCUCUUUCCUUUGACAGAAGCCUUGUUCAAUGCCAUUCGCUCUGACACUUCCCUGCCGGGGCUGGAGGUCUCCAACGAAGCCAUGGCCCGCUUAUUAGAUGUGGCGGUGCUUCUGGGAGAUAAGGACCUAGCUUUGCGCUGUGCCGAUCGCUGUCCCUGGAAGCCGUUGAGACGGUGGAGAGUGCAGGAUCUACUCUGCUGGGACUUCAAUGGAGUGUCCGUCACGGCGCCGGCAGUCCUGGAUGCAGCUCUGGCUGUCGGCACGGCUCUUUUCCAGCUUCGUGCUCCCAUUGCGAUGGGUGGUCUGUACGCUUCGUACUGGUCCUACGCCAUGUCAUAUGGGAGCUUGCUGGGUGUUCGCGGAAUAUCUCUUCGUGAGGCCAUCGUACUCUCAGGCGACCAGAAGAUCUUGGAGCGAGUCAGCAGUUGCGAGCCCGACGAGGCUUCGAGGACUCGACAUGCAGACGCUCUACUUCCGCUAGGGUGGCUUAUGGAAGCUGAGGCGAACGGGCGGCGCAAGGUGUCAUCGACUCGAUUAGAGUUGGCGAGGUUGUCCGGGCUAGGGCAUGGCAAAUGCCUCGGCGACAGCGUGCGUGUGCAACCCUUUUGGAUGGAGACGACACAUGCCGGCACUAGGGAAAGAUUCACACUCGCGGGCUGCACCGUGCUUGAUUUAUGCGUUUACGGUGGUCAAACUCGAUGUGCCGGGCUCGCAGCAGGAAUGGGAGCGAGCUUGGGCGACCUUUCUCGGGUCUUCCUGGAACCGGACUGCAUCGACCUGAGAGUGUGCUUGGCCCAUGGGGUCAGGGCGGUGGAUGCCACUUGCCGUGUUAGGGCAGCCCCCCUUCUGCAGCGAAAGGCUGCCGCCGCGCAGGCACUGGGAAAGGCUCUGAAGGCAUCCAUGCAGCAGGCUUCUCAGAGGAUGGGUCUGGGUCUUGACCAAGCUUUGGGUGCCUGGGCGAGUGGCAAGAAGGUGCCGUCCUUCCUGGCGGGCAAAAUCCUUACUUUUGCCUCCGAACGUCCCGCCAUUGCAGACCAGCUUCAAGAAGUUGCAGGUGAGUUGGGUCUGCAGUGGGACGCUUCUCAGGACGUACCAGAAGUCCUCGAUCCAUCUGAGGAUAUGCAGACAGAUGCUUAA